CCUCGUGCCGCUGCUUACUCACUCACCAUCUUCAUCUUCAUUAAUUAAUUAAUAACCACCACAAUGUUGAAUAAAGAUGAAAAUAUUGAAGAGCGUAUCCAGCAAGCCAUCGCUGCCUAUCAAAAAAAUCCAAAAUCCAAAAUACUACCUCUUUCACGAGAAUUUAAUGUCCCCUAUCAACGUCUCCGAGCGCGUAUCAAUGGAAGGAAUCCGAAUACUGCGAAGGUGCCAGUUAACAAGAGGUUAAAUGAGAGCCAGGAGGACGCGAUUAAACGAUGGAUCAAGCUGCUAGAUGAAAAAAAUUGCCCCCCCACGGCCGAACACAUUCAAGAUUUCGCGAAUUCAAUCCUCAGACGCGAUCAUACAGAUCCUACUAUCUCCCCCCCAAAAGUCAGCAAGAUGUGGACAUACAGGUUCAUUGAACGCCUACCUGAGUAUAAGAGGGUGAAGCAGAAGCCAAAGGAUGCAAAUAGAAAUAUCAUGCGGCGUAGGGAGAAUGAAGCAGAAAAAGAGCAGAAUAAGGAGAGAUGGAGACAGGGGAUUGGUCCCAUUAAAAUUGGCAACAACUCACUCCCACCACUAACUGAGGAGGAAAUGAAACGAUUUAGAGAUGGUACGCAUACUGAGAAUGAUGUAGAUAAUUUAUUUAUUAUAGAUUAGCUACUGGUUGUUGAUGUAAAGAGCUAUAAUGAGGAUGUGAUUCUUGAUUUUUAUCGUUUCGGUGUUUUUAUCGUUUUGGUGGGUGUGGCGCACUCGCUAGAGGUGAGUGAGUAAGCAGCGGCACGAGUAUUUAUAUCCUAUGCCUCUUGCUGGAGGAAUCUUGAUAAUGGCCUUGUCUUUCCCAAGGCGAGAAUACGAGGAUACCCGAGUGACAGACAGAAAUGAUGGAAUACUCAGGUUCAUCGCGUUUCUGCUAGGCAGCGCAUGUGUACCUAGGUACGAAGAAUACAUCUAUGCCCAGCAAAAAUUCGCGCUGGGGGAUUUGAAUGCUGCUUUGUGAACUAAUAUAGUCAGUUGAAAGUAACUUAUUCUUUAAGAUUUUCCUCAUCUGUCUAGCUUCUUAUUCGGUAAUAUGUUUCGAAGAGCUGUCAAACCCCCCUGAAUGCCACUCGUCGGCACCAUCUCUAGAGCCGGUGCAGUGGUCACUUACACAUGCCCCUGGCCGGGGCCGCAAUCAAGGAAUAUACCAUGAGCGAACCUCAAAUUCGGCUUGGAGACAUUGUGUGAAUAUUUCUGACCGAAAACUCAAAACCUUUGCUCGGAUUCGUGGGUAUUUCGAAAAACCUUGCCCCUCGGACUCGUGAGUGGAAAAUGAAAGCACUGUUCCUGUGUCAAGCUCAGUCAAUGAUAUCGCCCAUCACAGGAGUGCUGUUGGGUUCAAAUGCCAACAGCGCCUAUAAUAUUGACGUAAUUGAAAUUUCGGGCGGACCAUGUGAUAAUCAUAUCGAACUCCCGCUGCUUGGAUAGUUGGAUUCCAUUACUACCAAUUCCUGAUGAAAGGGGAGUAAACAAGUUAUUCCUGGAACAAACCCUGUUCACGCAGGUUUCUUCCGUCAGCUACGCAUGGAUGCCGACCCGGUGACAAUAUCGCAAUAUCGUAAUAUCGAAAUAUCGCACUCUUUGAACUUGGAAGCCUACGCUUCCAACCAUCUCGGCAUUGCAGGCUGUCGGUAAAACAUCCACGAGGCACUGAAGACUCCCGAGCCCAUGAAAGGAAGUGGCGUCUUCCGAAUUUCCGCUACCAUUCCCCUAUUCCUUAGUUUUGCCAUGUGCAGAGCCCUACUGAACGGGACCUUCACGGGUGAGGCCCAGGUCAUCGAUUUUGUCCUCCGACAUGGAAUCGGAAUGGGUGGCCAAACAUGUUUGAGGCGUUUUGAGAUUGAUAAUUAUUAGAAGGUUUUUAUGAUAGAGGCCAAAGAGGUUUGAUGUCUGCCAACCACGUAAGGAGCCCUGUGGAUCCAAUAGGCUUCUCAGUCGAAUAGAGUAAGGCCGUCUUUCUCUCUGGAGACGGAGUUAGGCCAAAGAAUCCCGUGGCGGACUAAAUUCCAGCGGCGGACUUUAUGGAAUCCCCAUGGACAUUUUGCCAUGCUCGUACGCUAGCUAACCCCAUACCUGGUUGGAUCACUACUCGAGGGCCCUCGCUAGAUAAGUCUCAGACAAUUCAGUAAACUCAAUGAGGAAGUUGGAGAAUGAAGGCUCUAGUGUAGAUAGCCAUAGGUGUAUGAAGCAUAGUUCCAUCCGACUAAUACAAGAGCUAACAUGCGACAUUGGCUGUUUACGAGGAGUGUUUUGUUUGUUGUGAUAUCGCAAUUUCUUCAGGAGCAUUGCGCGCCGGCGGGAAAUAAGAUGUAAAAAUAAAACUAAAUCAUCCAAAAAAGGAAAGGGGGAGGCAAGCAAGGGAGUAGAAAACCAAGGAAGGAAAAGGGGGAAAAAGGAGGCUAUCAAGCAUAGAAAGGAAAAGCACAAGGAAAAGGAAAAGGAAAAGGAAAACAAAACAUUGUUAGACAGAUAACCCUCGACACUCGCACUGUCUGUCAGGUCCCUACCCGACCACCACGCAUUCUUCUCUAAUUCUCUACCAGCCUGAAGAAUCGUCCCACUACCAUUCAUUCACUCACCAAAAAUCAUGGAUAUCUUGACUGAAGGCACUUCGCCCAAACCUCCCCAAUGGCAUGGUGCUCUAAGGUUCCAUUCAGUGAAAGAGCUAAUCCUUGAGCCGACGAAACGACCCCUUCAAGCUCUGCAAGACUCAACUCCACUGGCUCUUUAUCACCAUCACCCACGUUCACUUUUUGUAUCGCAUUCAUCACGGCCUCGCACCGUGUGUAUAAAUCAUCGAGUAACUGGACAGUUGUGAAUUGUGCCGAGUAUGCCCGUCUGGAAUUAUCGGCAACGGUGCUGUUGGGCGGCGGGAAGGUGGGCCGGGGAACUGUUAUUAGCAUUGGUUUUCCAGGACGUCCGGACGGAGGGAGCUGCUGUUGCCCUGCUUGCUGGAGCCGUGCCUCCUGCUGCCGCUGCUGCUGAUCCCGUUGUGUUAGAUGUUGUUGACAUUGUCGCCGUCGAACCAUAUCCCAAUCCAAAUCAGCGAUCAAGCUCAGAUACUCUCGUAGCCCCAGCCCAUCAUCAUUUCCAAUGACCUGGUCUGCGGCACGAAAUAUUUUCGCGAUGGGCUGCUGAAGGUCCCGGAACGCCGGGUCCGUGAGCAUGUUGAUACCCCGCCAGGGUGUCUCUGAACCGUAUGGUCGAGAGGGACGGGCGGCAUUCGGGACGACCAGCUUUAGCAUCGGCUGUGGACGGUGGGCUUCCCAGAAACGGCGGGCGGCACAGAUACAGUGGAAUUCUAUUUCUCGAAGGUAUAUUGAUUGGAGAGUGUGGGUACGGCUGACUGCUCGCCGUGUAGGGAAUAUUUCUGAUGGGUUGUAGGCGUUACUAUUGUUUGGCAGGGAUUGGGCAGGUUUCUGAGGCUGGGCCAUUGGCCCAGCGCGCGGAAAUAUAGGUGGUAGGCGCCUAUCUGGAGCUUGUGCCCUACUCGGAUCUAUUGGGGGAAGCCUCAAGGGUGAGGAUUGGGAUGCGCUGGUUGGCACUGUAGCGGGACUAUUAUCAGUGACAGGUCGUGAUGACAAUUCCUGGAAGCCCCCGUUUUGGUGAGAAUCAUUCUUUUUGGUUCUCGCGUUCCCUAUCAUCGCCUGACGUAUUCGCUUGGAGGUAUAAGGCAAGAAACACUUUCUCCCGUUGUGUGAUGGGUGAUAUUUGCGUGGGGGUAUAAGCAGUAUUGAACGGAGAGUCUGCGAUAGAGAGGUCGAAGUGUAUGAAGAAUUUCAGCUAGGAGGGUGGCACGGCGAAAGGUUUAUAUACCUGUGGAAAGCAAAGGCACAAGGUCCAACAAAGAACAUAUUUCUUAAAGAGUUAAAAUGGGGAGAAGAGGUGAAUGGACCUACGAAGAAGUUCAAGGUAAUUCGAAAACGCCAGUUCCGCUGUUGUCGAGACUGUGUUUGAUGCUUCCAGUUGACGCGGGUAUUUGUAAAAACAAGCAAGCUCUAGAGUUGUGAAACUGAUCAUGAAUACCAAACAAGCGAGAAACAGCGGUAAUUUAGUACAAAGCGUAGAAACAUCAAAGCAGAAAGAAAAGAUAUAGAUGGAGCGACGAAGUAUCAUAUUCAUCGAAAAGUAUUGAUUGCAGUUGGGGGUGUAGUGAGAUAUUUCAGUGAUACAUCUCACAUAUAUUUUGAGCAAUAGCACGGAAAUAAAGCGCAAAACCAAAGUUGAGAAGGUAGAAAUAAAAGAGUUUCAUUAAUCUGUCAUUGACCGGUGUAUGUAUAUAUCACACGCUCCAUACAACAACUCUUCCAUCCACCCCGCUUGCUGUUGAGUUCGGAGUGUAUUAGUUGCCCGUCUUCCAAGAAUACUAAGGAAAGAGAUGAUGAAACAUGACUGAUUACUUACUGCUAAACUUCCGAACUCUGCCUCCAGCUUCUUCAUAAACCCUAAG
Blastomyces dermatitidis ER-3 is the source of this 4489-nucleotide messenger RNA. RefSeq lists its product as uncharacterized. The record is from RefSeq and is a predicted model, not a curated record. Bases 64 to 660 code for a protein of 198 amino acids. NCBI's taxonomy places the organism in Eukaryota, Fungi, Ascomycota, Eurotiomycetes, Onygenales, Ajellomycetaceae. The transcript is spliced from 2 exons.